Molecule: messenger RNA, 2543 nt
Organism: Schistocerca piceifrons (Central American locust)
Lineage: Eukaryota; Metazoa; Arthropoda; Insecta; Orthoptera; Acrididae
Gene: wrd
Product: serine/threonine-protein phosphatase 2A 56 kDa regulatory subunit gamma isoform
Exons: 12
Coding region: 241-2013 (590 amino acids)
Biological process (GO): signal transduction; protein dephosphorylation
Cellular component (GO): cytosol; nucleus; protein phosphatase type 2A complex
Molecular function (GO): protein phosphatase activator activity
Source: RefSeq, a predicted model, not a curated record
CGCAGUAAGGUGUCGGCCGCGGUCGUGAGUGCGAGCGGUGUGGAACGUGACGUUCAGUUCAGUGCCGAGACUACGUCGUUCCGCCUUUUGGUGCGUCACGGCUGCGAGGCGGCGGCUCUGGCGUCGGCACGGGCACAGGCUGCCGGCGACAUGCGUCGGUAGCAGCAGCAGCAGGGCGGAGGCCGGGAAGACGGCGAGGCCAUCGAUCCGCGGCCGCGACCACGGCGACUGGAUGGUGCGAUGGUGCACAGUGAGGGCGGCCCCGGCACCAGGGCCAUGUUCUACCGCGACAACUCGACGUCGGCGCUCGGCCUGCCCAAGAGCCCCAGCUUCCACAGCGGCCUAGAUCUGGUGGCGGCGGCCGACCCGGGGACGGCCGGAGGGGGGGACGGCGGUGGCGGCGUCGGCGUCGGGCUGCCCGGCGGGGGCGCCAUGGCCAAGGCCGGCGAGGCGCGCUCCGCCGCCGACGUGCUGGGCUACGGGCAGGCGAUGCCCAGGCAGCUGCCCCCGCUGCUAGAUGCACCUGCCAAUGAGAGGGAACAGCUGUUCAUACAAAAAAUCAGACAGUGCUGCGUGUUGUUUGAUUUUGUGUCGGACCCACUGUCUGACUUGAAAUGGAAAGAAGUGAAAAGGGCAGCACUCCACGAAAUGGUGGAGUAUGUGAGCUCGCAGAGGGGUGUCAUCACGGAUGCCAUCUACCCGGAAGCUGUCAACAUGUUUGCAGUGAAUCUGUUUCGGACGCUGCCACCUUCGAGUAAUCCCAACGGGGCGGAGUUUGAUCCUGAAGAGGACGAACCCACCCUGGAGGCAGCGUGGCCCCACCUGCAGCUUGUCUACGAGUUCUUCCUACGGUUCUUGGAGUCUCCAGACUUCCAGCCAAAUGUUGCAAAGAGAUACAUCGACCAGAAAUUUGUUUUACAGUUGUUGGAAUUAUUUGAUUCCGAAGAUCCUAGAGAGAGAGACUUUCUGAAGACAACUUUGCAUAGAAUCUAUGGAAAAUUUCUUGGACUUCGCUCAUAUAUAAGGAAGCAAAUAAACAACAUAUUUUACAGGUUUAUUUAUGAAACUGAGCAUCAUAAUGGCAUUGCAGAGUUGCUUGAAAUAUUGGGGAGCAUUAUCAACGGUUUUGCACUGCCUCUGAAGGAGGAGCACAAAAUCUUCCUGUUGAAGGUCCUGCUGCCUUUACACAAGGUGAAGUCGUUGUCUGUGUACCACCCACAGCUGGCCUACUGCGUGGUGCAGUUCCUGGAGAAGGAUGCGUCCCUCACGGAGCCAGUCAUAAGGUCGCUCCUCAAGUUCUGGCCCAAGACACAUUCACCAAAGGAGGUAAUGUACCUGAAUGAAUUGGAAGAAAUUCUGGAUGUUAUUGAACCAGCAGAAUUUCAGAAAGUGAUGGAUCCAUUAUUUCGUCAACUAGCUAAAUGUGUUUCCAGCCCACAUUUCCAGGUGGCAGAACGGGCCCUUUAUUACUGGAACAACGAAUACAUUAUGUCUUUGAUAAAUGACAAUGCUGCUGUUAUACUUCCAAUCAUGUUUCCUUCUCUGUAUCGCAAUUCAAAAUCUCACUGGAACAAGACAAUACAUGGAUUAAUAUAUAAUGCUCUGAAGCUGUUCAUGGAGAUCAAUCAGAAACUUUUCGAUGAGUGUACACAGCAGUUCAAACAGGAAAGACUUAAGGAUAAAGAACGCCAGAAAGACAGAGAGGAAGCUUGGAGUCGCAUAGAGGAAUUGGCUAUGAGAAAUCCCGGAUAUGCACCAUCGAGAACAAACAGCAUUGCCAGCAGUAUGGAUGAAAUGUCUUCACCUCUUGGGGAAGGUGAAAUUGAAGAUGAUUUGUCUAUGGAAAAGCUAGAGCUGGAAGCGAGAGAGGUGAGGAAAACCUGCAACAAAGAGAAACCAUUACUCCGACGAAAAUCUGAACUUCCACACGACACAUAUACUCUUAAAGCUCUUAUUGACCACAAGCGGGCUGACGAGUACCUUCCGACGCCACCUGAUGUCAACAAGUGCUAAUGAAGGCAGUUUAGUAACAGAUGUGUCUGACUCAGUGGAAGCAGCGCUUGAGGCGGAGCCAGAGGACGUUGAUACAUCCCUACACAAGUUCCGUCAAGCAGUUCAGCAAAGUGAUAAUGCAGUUGGCUGUGCAAUUGCAAAAUGUAUUAAUAGCUGUUGCAGCUGAAAUAAUCCUCACAUUUACACUUUGAGUUGUUGCAGUUCAGUAAUUUAGGAGGAGCAUGAUUAUAAAGUGCUUUCCAGGAACAUUAGAAAAAUGAGUAUUUGGAGACUAACAGGCCUGAAAAAAUGGAGAACCUAGUCCUUGAAAAACUAUAGAUUUGCAGCGUUACCUCUGUAUAUAUCCUUGCAGGCAUUUUGCAACAAUCCAGAAAAAACGUGUUUAUAGUGCCAGGAAAGCUUAUGACUGUGGGUGUGCUAAGUUGACCAUAAAAUGUAGAUAACCUAUACGUAAUGUUUUUGUUAUUGUCUGAUUGUGCUGCCAGCGUAUUUUCAGUGUAAAUAAAGUGACUUAUUACUGCUGUAAGUCA